Messenger RNA from Pyricularia oryzae 70-15, 828 nucleotides. RefSeq lists its product as uncharacterized. The coding region runs from base 1 to 828 and encodes 275 amino acids. Gene Ontology annotation, biological process: protein autoubiquitination; protein polyubiquitination; protein monoubiquitination. The record is from RefSeq and is a predicted model, not a curated record. Lineage: Eukaryota; Fungi; Ascomycota; Sordariomycetes; Magnaporthales; Pyriculariaceae. The transcript is spliced from 2 exons. Gene Ontology annotation, molecular function: cyclin binding; ubiquitin protein ligase activity; ubiquitin conjugating enzyme binding. Gene Ontology annotation, cellular component: ubiquitin ligase complex; cytosol; nucleus.
AUGGCAGACAACUUCUCAAUCUAUGCGGAGCUGCUGCCCAACAUUCGGCAGGUGUCCGUCGUGGCCAGCCUUCCAUCACCAUGUGACUCGUCUACGCGCGCCCUGCUGCUCAGCAAUGGCAGCCGCAUCCACGUCACACACCACGACGACUCGCGGCUGCUCGAGCUGCCCGCCGCGGUCGUUCAAGGCGGCGGCGGCAGCCCGGCCACCCUGCCGCUGAAGCCCGCGGCUGACAAUGGCUGCAAGCUGACCUGGCGCUUCCCGCUGGACCUGGCCUAUUCCGCCUCGGCAGCACCGCAGGGGGCCAUUGCGACUGGUGGCGGCGCCGGCUCCUCGGUGCCCUGGGAGGCCGUCAACAUCGCGGGCGGAUCUACGGUGCUUUGUCGGGGGUGCAAGGCGGUGCUCGUUCCCGGGGAGCGCAUCAAGGAGUGGAAGGACCUCCCGAGCGCGAACUGGGCCGAGAUGAUGGAGUUUUGGCACUGUCACAAACCGGACGACCAUGAUGCCGAGGACGGGCAUCGACACCACGGACAUGAUUAUGAUGAUCACCGAAUCAAGGGCGGGGACAAGGCCGACGAGCAGACGUUGGCUGGGAGGGGCUACGGGGCAAACUCCAGCAUCCAGGCCCAGCGGGGUGUUGGAUUUGUGGACUUGAUGACAUUUCUCUUUGCUGAGGAUGAAUGUCGAGGUGUAGAGUUCGAGACCUGCCUGGGCUGCAAUGCUGCUUUCUGGGUCUCCGGAAACGGGAGCGGCAACGCGGCUUUUGGCGGAAGGAUGGCAACUCUGUAUUUCACCGAGGCUUGCACGCAAUGGACUUCUCGGGAUUAG